AAUAUACCUAUUGGAUCGAUGUGGAGUAGGCCAUUCUGAGGAAAACAAACAUGGCGGCCACAAGUAGAACAAACAACGAAUUGCAGCGAAACGCUAAAAAAGCUUUAGGGAAAGCAACUGAUCCUGUAGAAAAAUUAAGACUUGCUUGCUUAUCAAGAGGUGCUUCAGGAAUCAAGGGUCUUGGAAGAACGUUCAAAAUCUUUGAUGAUGACGGGAGUAGAAGCUUGGACUUUAACGAAUUUAAAAAGGGUUUGCGGGAUUAUGGAUUACAUUUAGAACCAGAGGAAGUAAGGGAAAUAUUUAGUGCGUUUGAUAAAGAUGGUAGCCAAUUGUUAGAUUUUGAUGAGUUUCUUGUUGCACUCAGACCACCAAUGAGUAAGUCUCGCAAAGACAUAGUGCACAAAGCGUUCAACAAACUUGACAAAUCUGGAGAUGGAUUUAUUACGAAUGAAGACUUGAAAGGAGUAUAUGACGUUACUAAACAUCCAAAAUAUAAAAGUGGUGAAUGGACAGAAGAUCAAUGUUUUAGAAAAUUUCUCGAUGCUUUCGACUCACCUGAUGAUAAAGAUGGAACUAUCACUAUCGAUGAAUUUAUGAAUUACUAUUCUGGAGUAAGUGCGUCCAUAGAUAAUGACGCAUAUUUCGAUUUAAUGAUGAGAAGUGCGUAUAAAAUUUAACAAACUUAGACUGCGUUACGCUGUAAUAUUUUUAAAUAGGCUUUAUAAUUUAACAUUUUAAGCACUAUACUAGGAUUAGGUAUUUGUGUGUAAGGUCAUAAGGUGUCGCAGUGUUGUGUUAUUUCGUGUCUUGUUCAUUUUUAUUUAUCGUGACUUGAAAUUUGUGUCUUGCUAUAGGCGAUCCCAUACUCCUGAAAAACAUUUUUGUACGCCUUAUUACAUCUUGUAAUUAGCCCAACAAAUUUAUCGCAUUUUUUCAGACUUUUGUGAAUUGAUAAUGAACUGCUUUCAAGGUGUGCAUGGUCGUGCUGCCCUAAAAAAGAUUCUAGGUGAACCAUUCAAGUAUUUUUUAUAUGUGGAGCCACGUAUUGUUUUUAAAACUUAAUAUAUUAAUCUAACUAGCAAAGAUUUUUUAUUUGUAUUUAUAAUAUAUAUCUUCAUGUAAAUAAAGGUAGUAAAAGAUGAAUUAUUUGUACGAAAAAUAA
This is a messenger RNA of Hydractinia symbiolongicarpus, 1162 nucleotides long. RefSeq names its product calcyphosin-like protein. Lineage: Eukaryota; Metazoa; Cnidaria; Hydrozoa; Anthoathecata; Hydractiniidae. Gene Ontology annotation, molecular function: calcium ion binding. The record is from RefSeq and is a predicted model, not a curated record. The transcript has 6 exons. The coding region runs from base 51 to 677 and encodes 208 amino acids.